AUGUCGAUCGUAGUACGCGAUGUGUCCGACAAUGAGCUCCACCGAGCCUGCAUAAUUGAAGCAGCCGCCUACGCGGACUCCGACCUAAACCCCAUCCUCUUCCCCGGCCCAUUUCCCCCGGACUCACAGCAAAAGCGUGUCGAUCGGUUGAUACAGAUGCGAGAAGAUGACUCCACAGCGAUCUACAUGCAAGCCAUCGACAAAGCAUCAGGCCGCAUGAUCGCGUCUUCGAAAUGGCACAUCUACAAGACGCCUAAGGAAACCAACAUACCGAGCAAGAAGAUGGAGUUUGGGUCUGGCACUAAUCCGGAGGCAUGUAUAGCGUUCUUCGGAGCCAUAGAGGAGAGGAAGAAGGAGACCAUGGGGGAUAGACCGCAUAUUUAUCUUCAUAUGCUGCACACAGACCCAGAGUUCCAGGGUUAUGGAGCAGGCAGCGCCCUGAUUGACUGGGGGAAGCAGAAGGCGGACGAGUUGGGUUUGCCGAUCUACCUGGAGUCUAGCAUCGUAGGUCAUGGUUUCUACAAGAAGCAUGGGUUCAAGGACAUUGAAGUGAUGGACAUUGACCUCAGCCCUUAUGGUGGUGGCCUGCACAAGCAGCCUUUUAUGAUUCGAGAAGUCCCUGCGACGGGGUGA
Molecule: messenger RNA, 633 nt
Organism: Didymella exigua CBS 183.55
Lineage: Eukaryota; Fungi; Ascomycota; Dothideomycetes; Pleosporales; Didymellaceae
Product: acyl-CoA N-acyltransferase
Exons: 2
Coding region: 1-633 (210 amino acids)
Molecular function (GO): acyltransferase activity, transferring groups other than amino-acyl groups
Source: RefSeq, a predicted model, not a curated record